Molecule: messenger RNA, 529 nt
Organism: Neopelma chrysocephalum (saffron-crested tyrant-manakin)
Lineage: Eukaryota; Metazoa; Chordata; Aves; Passeriformes; Pipridae
Product: transcriptional repressor p66-alpha-like
Exons: 4
Biological process (GO): negative regulation of transcription by RNA polymerase II
Cellular component (GO): NuRD complex
Source: RefSeq, a predicted model, not a curated record
UUCCCUGCAGAAGAGCAGCCCCGAGGAGCGGGAGAGGAUGAUCAAGCAGCUCAAGGAAGAGCUUCGGUUGGAAGAGGCAAAACUCGUCUUGUUGAAAAAGUUACGGCAAAGUCAAAUCCAGAAGGAGACCACGGCUCAGAAGCCCGCUGGUUCCUCUGGGAGUGCUGUCACCCCUCCGCCCUUGGUGCGGGGACCACAGAGUGUUCCUGCUGGGAAACCCUCCCUCCAGACCUCUUCCACACGGAUACCAGGCACUGUGAUCCCUCCUCCCUUGGUCAGGGGAGGGCAACAGGCGUCUUCCAAGCUGGGAACUCAGCAGAACACGCAGAUCGUGAUGCCCCCCCUGGUCCGAGGGGCCCAGCAAAUCCACACGAUCCGGCAGCACUCCAGCACGGGGCCGCCCCCGCUGCUCCUGGCACCCCGGGCAUCAGUGCCCAGCGUGCAGAUCCAGGGCCAGAGGAUCAUCCAGCAGGGCCUGAUCCGCGUGGCCAACGUGCCCAACGCCAGCCUGCUCGUCAACAUCCCGCAG